Populus euphratica (Euphrates poplar) is the source of this 2080-nucleotide messenger RNA. RefSeq names its product protein PAIR1-like. NCBI's taxonomy places the organism in Eukaryota, Viridiplantae, Streptophyta, Magnoliopsida, Malpighiales, Salicaceae. The transcript is spliced from 12 exons. Gene Ontology annotation, biological process: microsporogenesis; meiotic DNA double-strand break formation; embryo sac development. Gene Ontology annotation, cellular component: nucleus. The record is from RefSeq and is a predicted model, not a curated record. The coding region runs from base 139 to 1356 and encodes 405 amino acids.
AGCCGAUCUCUCUGUCUUGAUACUUCAUUUGAAUUCAAAAAUCAAUUUCUCGCUUAACCGCCAAACCUAGGACUUCAAUCAAUCCAAUUAGGCUCUCAUCCGUCCUCUUCGAGACCUCAAAAUCACUGGCACGAUCAAAUGAAGUUGAAGAUCAACAAAGCGUGCGAUCUCAGCUCCAUUUCGGUCCUUCCUCCUCAAUCAAGGAGAUCAAGUUGUAUACCUGUUGGACCACAACAAGCAUCACAGAUUCGAUCACAACAAUCACAGCAGUCAUUUUCACAGGGCUUUUCAUCUCAGCAUGGCAUGUUUUCUCAGAUCUCUCAGACUUCUCUUGAUGAAGCUCUGACAAAUGAUCAGAGAUUCAGUUCUCAGGAGCGAGAGAACUCUGUGAAGAAGCCAUCUUGCUUACCAGUAAUUAGCUAUAGAAGUGAAGAUGGUCAAUUACCAAUAUCUAGAUCGUCUUCCAAUCUAAUACGCAAUUGGAGUGCUGCUCCUGUUCCAGAUCAUAAAUGUCAGAUAAAUGAAGAACUUCAUUACCGGAUUGGAAUGAUGGAAUCCUCCUUAACCAAGUUUGGAAUGAUCUUAGAUUCUGUUCAGACCGAUGUCAUGCAAGUAAAGAAGGGAAUAAAAGAAGUAUCACUGGAGAUGGAAGGCAUGCUACAGAAGUUGAUUGUCCUUGACACCUCACUGAAGCUAACGAAUACGGGACAAGAAGAUGUCAAAUUCAGCCUUGAGGGGAGCCUGAAAUCUUUAUCAGAACAACUAAGCAAGGAUAUAUAUCGAGAUAAUUUGCAGCAGAUAUUCUUGGUGCUUUCUACCUUACCAAAGCAGAUAGAAAUUUUUCUGUACAAACUACAAAAUGAGCUAUGCACAACCUUCACCAAAGAAAUUCAGGCAAUGGCUUGCAGCGUGAAGACCCCCCUCGACCAAAAAAGUCCAUCAAUCACUGUAGUUCUGCCAAAGGUUACUGGGAAUCAUGUUGCUCCACCGAGAAGGACAGAGCCAGUAAAGAAUCCAGCUUUGCCUCCAAAGGUUUCUGUGCAUGCAAAAAUAGUUCCAAAGAUGGAAACAGGAGGUUGGAAGUCUGUAAAGGUGGAACAACGCUCAUUUACACAAACGGCAUCCCUCAGGGAGCAGAAACGCAACAAAGUUUAUUCAGAUCAACAGGAAAAACAAAGUAGAGUUAUCAUUGAUUCAGAUGAGGAGAUCGAGGGAGGUUUUUCUUGCUUGAUUGAUGUUAAGGAAACAGGCAUCAGAAACCCCAUAUUGGAUGUGUCGAAGGAAGAGACUGCAAGAAUUUUGAGAAAAGCUAGGAGGCAAAAGAGAAAAUACUGUAAUCCUAUCAUUAUUAAUUGAAGAUAUCUUCCGAAUUGAAGUGUUGGAACUAGAAUACAAAAUGAACUUGCCUAAAAGGGAAUGCAGAGUUCGUAGAUUUCCUAAAUGAAUGGCUCCAAGCACGUGACUUUUAUAUUAGCGAUGCGUCGUCAGACUCGGCUAGAAUUAUUUUUCAUGAAGUAGGCAAGACACAAGGUCUCCAGUGCCGCUGUACUGCGGAUAAAUAUUUUUGGUUAACGAGUCCAAUAGUUAUGAUCUCUCAUGUCCCGAAGAGUCAAAAGUUGCCUAGGAAUUAUUGCUGAAGACCCACCACCGCAUAGCUGUUCCAGAUCAGUCGUAUUUACUACGAUUACCAUUGGUUCAGUUCAUUUUUGCUUCUGUCUACCGUCUCUUAACAACCUUGUCGCCCGCGUGUUUUUAUCAGUUGCAUGUGCAGCAUUAAUCCGGAGAACAAUAAAAAUCCAUACGCUUCCAAUAAGUUGGCCAAGAAGGAAAGUAAAAUAAUGCAAUUUGUAGGACUACGGAUCAAGUUACAUCAUUGCAAUCAUACUUGAAAAUGAAUUAGUAACCAAAUUGGAAGGGAGAAAAAAAGCGAACAGAGAAAGAAGAAUAGAGGUUGGGAAUUGGGAUGCUGUGCUGCCGCGCAUCUUCUUGUAUAUAGAAUUGGGUCCGUCUACAAUGGGUUUUGUGUGUUAUUUCGUGGCUUGGCAAUUCAAUGUCCAUGGACUAAAAAGCACAGGAUGUU